UGAUAAGCCAGUAGCUAGAUAAACUGGACUCAACAGACAACGAGGGAAACAACGGAGAAACGUGUCUGAUAUUCAGGGCUGGGACGGAUAUAUUUAUACCGAGGUACCAGGCCUGUAUAUCACCCAGAGAUAACGGUAAACGGUAGUCCACUUAGCUGGGAAGCCUGUAUACAGACAAGUGGCUAUCUGGUCAGGGCCUGCCUGCAAUCACCAUGUUGGUCUCCGUACUUCUGUCCCUGGUCACUCUGGUCUUCUGUAAACCCCCACCGUACCUGAAGCAGAACAGCAUAUAUGACAAUCUGCCUUACCUUAUUGACAGGAUUCAGCUUCCGCCUGAUGAGGAAGUGACGAACUAUGACACGCUUCUCACUGAGAAGGACUGGCCAGGGAGCAGUCUAAAAUUCGGCCAGGUGGCAGGAGUGGACACGGACAAGGCUGGGGACGUUCAUGUGUUCCACAGAGCCGAGCGGGCAUGGACGGCUGAGUCAUUCGGCUAUGGGGACAUCUACCAGCAGAGGGACCUGGGUCCCAUCCAAGGGGACACUCUCCUGGUUCUGGACAAGGAAUCUGGCGCCGUGAAGAUCCGUUUCGGCAGCAACAAGUUUUAUAUGCCACACGGUUUGACGAUAGAUCACGAGGAGAACAUGUGGCUGACUGACGUGGCUUUGCAUCAGGUAUUUAAAUACCCCAAAGGUGCGAGUGAGGCCUCAUUUGUGUUAGGGAAGGAGUUUGAGCCUGGUCACGAUGACACACACUUCUGUAAGCCGACAGAUGUCGCUGUGGCCUCUAAUGGUGUCUUCUUCGUCGCUGAUGGCUAUUGCAACAGCCGAGUUAUGAAGUUCUCACCUUACGUCACUUUGUUAAGCAGUUCGGAAAAUUCCUGCCGCCUGACCUUGAUCGAGUCUCAGGAUCUUCUGUGUGUUGCAGACAGAGAACACGGAAGUACCGCUUUAUCAUUAUCAUUACUUCUUCUCACAGAAUCCAGUGUUUUCCGUGCUGGAUUGAGGAAUGCUAACGACACUGGGAACUUUGUCGUAUCCGUCUCUGAUCCAGAGAUGGCCAAAGUCUACGCCGUCGCCUACGAUCCCAAUGAGAACCUGAUGUAUGCUGUGAAUGGGGGCUUCUCCACGCCUCACGACCUGGCUGUCUCCCCUAACGGCAAGCACGUGUAUGUGGCAGAGAUCGGACCCAACAGGCUCUGGAAGCUGGACAGGGUCAAGCUAUAAACUGAAGACCUUUUUCUGACCAGCGGCGAUUCAAGUCCAAGUAGCCUGAUGAUUUGACCACCUAAAUCUCAUUGAUAACGAAAUACUUCACAACAAUGCAGGCCAUUGAGAACUGUUUGGACUUGAAAUGCUUUUGGCGCAAAAGGUUUUCCUUUCAAAUAACACGUGAAAUCUAUGUGGCUUUGUAAAUUAUCUGCGAGUUAACAUCGUCGUCCUGUUGCUAUUACAUACGAAACAUACGACAGACAGCCGUGCAGUAGUAAUACCAACUGUGCACUUCACUUUAGCUCGCAGUUGUAACUUUGACAUAACAAACUGUAUUGUGUGCACUACGGUGUCCGUGUUAAACAGGAAAUAUAGGGACAAAAUGUAUAACAGGGCAUAUUUCAUAGCUGAAACGCUUGUUGAUCAUAAAAAUAGUAUCUUAUCAACACCAUGGUUGUGAUACCUGGCGAAAAUGUUAUAUUUUAAGUGCUUUAAGCAGAAACGGAUUCAAUAUAUGUAAAGUGCAGUUCGCGUUCUGAAGAAAUGUUGUCUACCGCAUAAUUAUCGGAUGAAGUACAGAACCGAAAUUCAUUAAAUUCCACAUUGCUCUGAGUAUAUUUACCGUCGACCAAUCGCAUAGUUGGGUAUAAAUCAUGUUGCAUACUCGUACAUUUACAGCUAUUGUGAAACUAAUUAAUCCCAUCGUUGAAUGCUUUCUUGUCUUCUUCUCAAAUGUCUUCGAUAACCACCGUCGUAGAACUCAGGUAAUGUAAAAGACUAAACUAAUUACGUUUUGAUGUAUUUGAUCCACUGUCAUACAAAUGCCACCCUGUAUUAGUUUACACGGAAUUAUGCAGAAUUUUAUUCUUUUGUUAACCCACUGUGAAAAGUAACUAAUUUUUCAGGAAUUAUAACUGUGAAUAGUGCAGUGUUUUUAUUUAUUGGGAAUAAUAUUUCAAAGAUGUUAGUAUGAACGACAUAAUUGAGUGAGGAGUAAGAUUACAACACUGUUUUGAGUAUUAAAGAUGUAAACUUAUCUUAUCUCGAAGUGUUUCUUCAAACGUCUUGUUAAUAAUUGUUAUCAGUUUCACAGAAUUUGUCAGUUCUGUAUGAAGGGCCUAAGCUACUUAUAGAUUUUACGGAUUUGUUAUUUUCCGAUGUAUAGGUUGACAGACUUGCAUUAAAGGGAGAUAUUUUAUUGUGAA
Molecule: messenger RNA, 2416 nt
Organism: Liolophura sinensis
Lineage: Eukaryota; Metazoa; Mollusca; Polyplacophora; Chitonida; Chitonidae
Product: peptidyl-alpha-hydroxyglycine alpha-amidating lyase 2-like
Biological process (GO): peptide metabolic process
Cellular component (GO): extracellular region; membrane
Molecular function (GO): catalytic activity; protein binding
Source: RefSeq, a predicted model, not a curated record